Mauremys mutica (yellowpond turtle) is the source of this 2447-nucleotide messenger RNA. RefSeq names its product NudC domain containing 2 (gene NUDCD2). NCBI's taxonomy places the organism in Eukaryota, Metazoa, Chordata, Testudines, Geoemydidae. The coding region runs from base 75 to 548 and encodes 157 amino acids. The transcript has 4 exons. Gene Ontology annotation, cellular component: cytoplasm. Gene Ontology annotation, biological process: protein folding. The record is from RefSeq and is a predicted model, not a curated record.
UGCGCGCCGCGCUGUUUUCGGAGCGGAAGGAAGAAGCGUGCCGUGAGCUGAGCGGUGUGGGGCCCGUGAGUGGAAUGUCGGGCCCCUUUGAGGAGCGGAGCGGGGCGGUGCCCUGCGCGACGCCCUGGGGCUGCUGGUACCAGACUCUGGAGGAGGUGUUCAUCGAGGCGCAGGUCCCGCCGGGCACCCGGGCGAAGGACAUCCAGUGCAGCCUGCAGAGCCGGCACCUGGCGCUGGCCGUGCGCGGGCAGGAGCUGCUCAAGGGUAAACUCUUUGACUGUACAAUAGCUGAUGAAGGGACAUGGACGUUAGAAGACAGAAAAUUGAUACGUAUUGUUCUAAUGAAGACAAAUAGAGAUGCUGGAAAUUGUUGGACCUCUCUGUUAGAAAAUGAGUAUGCUGCUGAUCCUUGGGUACAGGACCAGAUGCAGAGGAAACUUACACUGGAGAGAUUCCAAAGAGAGAAUCCUGGCUUUGACUUCAGUGGGGCAGAAAUUUCUGGGAACUACAGCAAAGGGGGUCCCGACUUUUCCAAACUUGAAAAAUAAACUUUUCAGCUGUGUUCCAAAGAACCAGAGAGAAAUUCUGUGUUAAACUGAAGGAGUGGAAUAUGUCAUUGCUAAAGACUUCACCUGUCUACAGAAUGAAUGUCAUCAAAUACUGUCUCUGUGGAUAGUUUACAGAGGAUUCCUUUCAGUAGGAUCAAGGCAAACAGCAAAGCUAGAAGCUCAUUUUUAAAUGUGUGCUAACUUUGAUAUUAAUGAAAAAUAUGCACACAUGAUAAAUGUACUUUAAAGGUGUCAUGACUGUUUUUAAGCAGUAUGGAUUUGUGUAAAUAUUCCACAGUAAAGUGAAAGAGGCACAGUUAUAGAAUGCUACAUAAAUGUCAGCACUCAUCCUCCUGUGGAGAAUUAAUCCUACAGGCAAGCCACUUACCAUUAUCCUUAACUUUGAAAGACCUAUAUUUUUCUAAAUUUUAAAAAUGUACUUUUGUAGCUCUCACUUGGUUAGCAGCCCUCUGAUGUGUGUUAGUAAAUUCAAUUUUAAAACCCCAGUGGCAGAAACAGGAAUAUUACUCUUAGAUACAGAAAAUAAGUUUUGACAUUUUAGUGUUGUGCCAAAUGUUGCUGAAGGACAAACAGCAUGGUAGCAGGAAGUCAAAAGGUUUAGGUUGAAGCCUGGUUUCCAGUACUCGUAGGUCUACUUACAGUAUAGUAACUUCAUAUUCUUUGUGGGACGAGAAGAGGUUUUGGUUUCUGAUAGGGUGGAAUACUUUGCCUGUAGGAUGCUGUGUACUUAGAACUUAAAACUUUUCUUUUAGAAUUUAAAAAACUUCCCAUGUGAGAGCUACCAUAUUGUACCUCUUCCUGACUAACACACUGAACAAAAUGUUGACUUACAUAUACCAUUGUGCAUGAAAAUAAAUGUGCAGUUAUGCAUUUUUAUUGUUCCUAUUUAGUGUACAGUUUGAAUUUAAGAAUAUAAAUUUUAAUUACAGGUUUUGGCUGGAGCUUGACUACUUCAUAUUAUGUGCUUUAUAUGAAAGUUACAUAUUUUAAGACUUUCCUAAUUUAAUUCUUAAUGUAGCCAGCAAAGACUGAGUAUAUGUCCAACAUAUAUUAUUACAAAAGCCAAAUCAUCUCCCUAUUUAAAAGAGUAAGAAGCCUGCAUCAUGCUUUGUGCUGUUAUGCAUGUUUACAGAUAGACCAGUUCCAGCUGUGAAUUCCAGAAUAGAGGUCUUUUCAUUGACAAUGAUCUGCCAGCAGCCACCAAUCCAUUAAAAUCUCAGGCUUAAUUAAGAGUGUCAGCUGAUCAAUAGCUAUGGGAGUACAGAGGAAGGAGUGAGUGUAGGGUGCAAGAACCUAAUCCAUUUGUAAAAUACUCUCAAUCCCUUCCAUUACACCUAGAAGCAAAUAUAGUAAAGUUACUUUCUUGUAACACUCCCUGAAACCAUAUCAAACCUCCCAGCACAGAGGUCAGCUGUUACCUGCUCCACUGGGCUGGGAUAGCAUUUAAUUUCUGUAGAAUCUAACUUUUUCAUUUUAUAGAAGAGGUUCAGACCUCUGAGCUGUUAUUACAGGGAAGAGGCUAGAUAUCUCACAUUACCACUAAUUUCACUAGUGCGUUAAUCCAAAGGCUGAGAUUCUAAAAAUGUCCAGCUAACUAGUUCUUAUUUCUGACAAAUAGCAUGAGAAUUGAGUAUGGCUGUAUGGACAAAUCCAGGGCAAAGAAAGAGGAUGGAAAAAGGAAACUGAAAGGCAAAAAGUACCUGGUCUGUGAGGUGAACAUUUUGUGCCAGCAAGUGACAGUGAAUGCCACAAUGGUACAAAUAAGUUAACUGAAAGUUUAGUUGAUAUGUAAAGAGUUUGUGCAAACUGCCUAUUUAUAGCAGUAGUACUAAGUAGGAUUUCUAGACCAUCAUUAAAAAUGGAAUUCUGUAUUCUCCA